AUGUCUCAUUCAACGGGUCAGCGUUCAUUUUUCAAGGAUGUCCAGCAACUUUAUCGCACGAUUGACACCUCAACUGACGGUCAAGCCUCCAUAGUGUCCGUGAAUGAAUUGUCAGUGAUUGUGUCGUUGAAUCCCAAAUUUGGUCUCAACGCACACGCCGCGUUUAUUGUCAAUAUUAAUUGCCCUUUGUCCUAUCCCAAAGCCUGUCCUGAUGUCCACUUCAUUACGCCAAUCUUUCAUCCCAAUAUCUACCUUGGUGAUGGUAGCGUUUGCUUAAGUCUUCUCAGUGAAUGGCAUAGCUGUUACAGUAUUUUGGAUGUGAUCAAGGCCCUCAUCUACCUUAUUGAACACCCAAAUUUCGAGUCAGCAAACAACGACUUUGCAUCUGAUGAGAAACUGUUUGACAAAAAGACAUUGCGGCUGCUGGCAGGUCUGCGUGUAAAUGGGCGGCGGUUCCCGCCUAACCAAGCCUGGUGUGAGUGGGCAGAGGCCAAUGGAUGCCUUCCUGUUGAUGACGAAGAGGUUGAAGACGAUUCAACCGACGCCAGAGGCGCAGUGCAUGUGGAGGCCCAACAGGAGCCGAACAACCACAUUGAGUCUCUACCUGACGUUGAGACAGAUGAGAAGGCCCAUCGCCGCUUCUCGGAUGCUUCCUCUGAAACCGUUCCUUCUUUCGCUAAAAUUCGAUUUUCUCUCGAUUCUCUGAGUGGCUCGUCAUCCUGGACAUACUACGCACGGGAUUACGCUUGCAUCUACUUUAACACGCAGCGCAUUCUCAUUGGCCACCCAAAUAUGAACAACGAAACUUCACCUCCGUCGGUAUUCUACUACGGCGAGUUCCUUGGUAGCCCUGAUCGUCGAGGGGAACUCGGUGAUCUCUACAGCACGCUGUUCGCUGGCGACGUUUUGCUCGACAUGCAGGUCCACCCCGAAUCCAGACAAACCUCCUCUCUUUGUCCCUGGUACCACUAUUACCACAAUUCUUACCCCUCGUCCUGGGCCACGGAAUCUGUCUUCAAUCUAACCAAUCUGUUCACAUUCACGGAACCGCGGAGGCCUUCGUUGACUGCGGACUUUUGUCCGUGGUCCAUGCUGGAUGGACGGGGUACUCUAGACCUCUUUGGUGGGUUGUUUUGUGAAAAAGGAAUCUAUCCUCGCGGGAGUGAUUUUUCUCUUGACGACGAUGAUGGCGAAAAUCUGACUCAGCUCUUUAUUGAAAGCCUUCCAAUGGGAGGCGACAGCUUUGUUGAUGGAGAACUGGAAUAUUCACCUCAAAUUGUCGAAUCAAGUGAAUUGGAUUUGGAUGAUCAAUACGAAGAUGAUGAUGAUGAUGGUGAAGAAAGUGAUCGUGAUGAAGUAGAACAGCAGCCAAAAGUCGAAUCUGAAACGCAAAUUAUGCCCGUCAAUGGAGGUUUGUCACCGACUUCGUUGACAACUUAUCACUACACACCAUCCGAAUCUCGACUUCCCCAAUACUCCUGGAGGUGUUCUAAUGAUUUCAAUGAAGCCGCCAUAUUAAUGAAUGCUAAGUUGCUUCCGCGGUGGCAUUGGCUGUUUCGGCAGACAAGGUGGCCUCUUCGAUUUGCGCCACAACAGAAUAUCGAGCUGUCCACGAAUGGAAUCAGAAUCCCGUCUUGGCGAGCGAGUGCCGGACGACUGCUGUCGGAUGUCAGUAGAUUUUGUUCAGAACACCGUGAGGUGAAGAACCUUGUUCUUCUUGACCCCAUGGCUUUGUCACCGCUGUCGCCGCUGCUCAAUUUGAUGCGACACUCCGUGGAACCAAAGGCUCACCUGACUGGUAUUCUGUGGAUGACCCCAAUUGACGCCAUUUCCCCCUUCUACCGCGUUCCCAUUCCUCGUCAAGAGGAGGACGCGGAGGAAGAGGUGGAGGAGCACGUCUAUCCGCAUCCAGGUUAUCUGCGAUUCCUCACUGUGGCCGCCUUCGUGUCCAACUGGUUUGCCUGGUUCUCUCGAAUCGAGGCAUACUCGUCAUUGGGCGUAACUCGUCACCAGCCAUCCCUAAUGUGUGAGUCCAUGUCGGGAUUUGUGUUGGUGCCUUGGAGUUUGGGAUGCGGACAGUCGCCACUUAUUGAUUUGUGGCCCCUUUGGAUGGCUCGGAGACUGCUGAACCUCCUUCUCUGCUUGCCACCAACUAGUGGUAGGGACAUCUCGCGACACUUCUUCCCUUUUACUGAUUUGGAUGAGAUAUGA
Messenger RNA from Mesocestoides corti, 2211 nucleotides. The record is from the annotation of a GenBank genome assembly. Lineage: Eukaryota; Metazoa; Platyhelminthes; Cestoda; Cyclophyllidea; Mesocestoididae.